Phytophthora nicotianae INRA-310 is the source of this 1188-nucleotide messenger RNA. RefSeq lists its product as hypothetical. The record is from RefSeq and is a predicted model, not a curated record. NCBI's taxonomy places the organism in Eukaryota, Oomycota, Peronosporomycetes, Peronosporales, Peronosporaceae. The coding region runs from base 1 to 1107 and encodes 368 amino acids. The transcript has a single exon.
AUGGAUCCACGGGCGUCGCCUAUCACGCUGAAUAACAUCGGUGAUCUCUUCAACCUGCCGGCAUCAAUGGGUCUGAUAGAUGAUGAAGAUUUCGAAAGUACGAUGAUGAUGCUCGACAAUGCAGUAUUUCGAAGAGAAGACCCAGACAACACGGAGUUAAAUCUGACCGGACUAAGCGACGCAUUCAAUACACAGGAUCCAGGGUCGCCUCUCACCACAAGCGAUCAGCACUCGGUGAAUGAAGAUAAGUCGGGGUUUCCAGUGGGUGUCAACUCUUGCCUGUCGCCUGACCUGAAGAUCCGAAUCAGAACUCCUGUCGGUGGUGCAGUCCACAUCAAACAGGAGAGCAAUAUCCCUGGCUAUUCGCCGAUUAUAGACUCAUUCCUUCGCGAGUCGUGGGAUGACAUCGUUGGUCCAGGAUCAAGAUCUGCACAGGCCUCUUUUAAACCAACAAGUAGUUGCUCAAGCCCCUUUACAAUUUCGGUUACCCCUGGGCGCGUGAAUCCGCUUCCAUUCAACUUCCUGCCCCCCAUUCCGUCGCCAUUAGUGGGUCAGACAUUGACGAAGAGCAUGCCUUAUCUCACGCCUUCGCUGCCACUACCCCCAGCAACGCUGCGCACGGUCUCCAACACUUCAACCUCUUCGUCAGUGUCGUCUGCUUCGUCUACCAAAUCUAAAUGCAUCCGACGAGCAAAGCAAUGCAUAGCGGAAGGAUGCACACGACGCGCACAGUCGAAUAAUCGAUGCAAGACUCACGGAGGUGGAGCACGAUGCCAAGUGGAAGGUUGUGACAAGAGUUCACAAGGUGGAGGUCUUUGCCGUGCUCAUGGCGGUGGUAAGAAAUGCCGUGUACCUGGCUGCUCUAAAGGAACACAGCGCCUGGGCUUGUGCUACUUGCACGGUGGGAUCCGUCGCUGCAUUACGGAGGGCUGCACGAAGAAGGACCGUGGCAAUGGCUAUUGUAUCUCGCACGGAGGUGGUCGGCGAUGUGUGGCUGAGAACUGCAACCGGUCGGUUCGAAAAGGGAACCACUGCCAAAUGCACCAAGUUCUAGCUGAAGACACUCCGUUCCAAAUCAGUCGUGGUCACGGACUAACAUCAUCGUAAACAGCCAGACACACUCAGUAGCUUAGAUAAUGAGGAGCUUACAGUAUAGAUUUUGACAUGUAAAUACAACAUUAAGACUUC